Messenger RNA from Symbiodinium necroappetens, 357 nucleotides. The record is from the annotation of a GenBank genome assembly. NCBI's taxonomy places the organism in Eukaryota, Dinophyceae, Suessiales, Symbiodiniaceae.
GACUCGCUGAGCAGUGCUGGGCCACCGGUGAAGGACUACUUCAGGCGCUCUGGCCUAAGCCGCUUCUGCCUCAUCCCCGCCGGGCUCACAGCUUGGACCAUUCACCUCUAUGAGUCCUUCUUCUUCGGAUGCAUCCCCGUGCUCCUCUCCGACGAGGUCUCGGUGCCCUUUCAGGACGAAAUCGACUGGCCAAGGCUUUCCUUCAAGGUCCCGAGUUCUAUUGACAUGGCGGAGUUGCACACGCGCUUGCGGAGCGUCCGCUUCGGCCAGCUGAAGUCGAUGUACCGCGAGCUCGCAGCGGCGCGCUGCUGGUUCGACUACUCCCGGGGCUGGGGUGCAGAAGGACGCUCCGAGGAG